This is a messenger RNA of Odontomachus brunneus, 3442 nucleotides long. Its product is annotated as DEAD-box ATP-dependent RNA helicase 20-like. The record is from RefSeq and is a predicted model, not a curated record. Gene Ontology annotation, cellular component: cytoplasm; ribonucleoprotein complex; nucleus. Gene Ontology annotation, molecular function: RNA binding; RNA helicase activity; ATP binding. NCBI's taxonomy places the organism in Eukaryota, Metazoa, Arthropoda, Insecta, Hymenoptera, Formicidae. The coding region runs from base 350 to 2479 and encodes 709 amino acids. The transcript has 3 exons.
CCGCGGAUCGUCCAGUCGGCAGCUUCCGUCCCGCCGCGGAAGCUUGUCAGCCAUUGUAGUUCUGUUCGCCGGUUCCUGUGGGUUGAGUCCGUGGAUUUGCCGAGCUGUCGAGACGAGCGCGUUGUUCGCUGGCGAGUCACCUCGCUCGCGCGACAGCGUUCGUAUUUUACGCGAAGGCCAAGUCCACUAACUCGACGAACGCUAUCCCGCCGCCGCCACCGUUGUCGUCGCUGCCGCCGCCAGCUGACCACCGAUCGUGACACACUUUAAGAUCGUGCAACUUCAGCAACCCAACGAGUUCUCGUCGUCAACCGACGCAAAGCUACACUCUUUCCCAAUCGAUACCAGGAUGUACAACGGAUAUUCCGCGCACGGCAGUUAUAGGCCUAGACCAAAUCGAGACUUUGGCAAUCGCAGUGGAGGGAAUGGAGGAACAUACUGGAACAGUCAGCAGCAGAGCCAGAAAGAUUAUGGCACGAAGAAGCAGAAUCACAGGAAGGCUCCUGGUGAUCUGCUCAAGAAACCUAACUGGGACAUGACUGCACUGCCGUUGAUACAAAAGAAUCUGUACAUUCCCCAUAGCAAUGUUUUGAACAGAACUCCUGAUGAGAUUAACAAAUAUCAUGCAGGCAAGGAGAUCACUGUUAAAGGCAACAACACACCUUCCCCAAUUCAAGCUUUUGAGGAGAGCAACUUCCCAGACUAUGUAAUGGAAGAAAUCAGGAAACAGGGAUUCGCUGAACCCACAGCCAUACAAGCUCAGGGUUGGCCAAUUGCACUUAGUGGACGAGAUCUCGUCGGAAUAGCUCAAACUGGAUCUGGAAAGACUUUGGCAUACAUCCUUCCGGCGACUGUGCACAUUAAUCAUCAGCCUCGCCUCAGCCGUGGCGAUGGUCCGAUCGUCCUAAUCCUUGCUCCCACCCGCGAAUUGGCUCAACAAAUCCAGACAGUCGCACGCGACUUUGGUUCAUCCUCGUGCAUCCGCAACACUUGCAUCUUCGGUGGCUCGCCGAAGGGGCCUCAGGCUCGAGAUCUUGAGCGCGGAGUGGAGAUCUGCAUUGCGACGCCCGGCAGAUUGAUCGAUUUCCUCGAGAAAGGCACUACAAACUUGCGUAGGUGCACCUACUUAGUGCUGGACGAAGCUGAUCGCAUGUUGGAUAUGGGCUUUGAACCGCAAAUUCGCAAAAUCAUCGAACAGAUCAGACCCGACCGGCAAGUGCUUAUGUGGUCCGCCACUUGGCCCAAAGAGGUGCAGGCUCUCGCUGAGGACUUCCUCAAUGAUUAUAUCCAGAUCAAUAUUGGCUCCUUAACAUUAGCGGCUAAUCACAACAUCCGGCAAAUCAUCGAAAUAUGCCAAGAGCACGAGAAGGAAUCUAAACUGUCACAAUUAUUGCGCGAGAUCGCGACAGAACGUGGCAGCAAGAUGAUCAUCUUCGUAGAGACGAAAAAGAAAGUGGACGACAUCACGAAAGCGAUCAAACGCGAGGGCUGGUCCGCCAUAUCAAUUCAUGGCGACAAAUCUCAGCCAGAACGCGAUUACGUGCUGUCGGAAUUCCGCAACGGCAAAACCAUGAUCUUGGUAGCGACCGACGUGGCGGCGCGCGGUUUAGAUGUCGAAGAUGUCAAAUAUGUCAUCAACUUUGACUACCCUAACAGCUCUGAAGACUACAUCCACAGGAUCGGCAGAACUGGUCGCUGCCAGAGUGCAGGCACCGCUUACGCUUAUUUUACACCGAACAACGCAAGACAGGCGAAAGAGCUAAUCGCGGUGCUGGAGGAAGCCGGCCAAGCUAUAAAUCCGCAACUGGCGGAUAUGGCGAACUCCAUCAGGGGCCAAUAUGGUAAAGGACGGCAGCGAUGGAGCCACGGACGUGGCGGCAAUAAAGAUAACAACUUGCACGGAAGUCCCAGAAACAACAUCAGCCCGACUAUAAACAACUGGCAGAGUCAGCAUAUUCCGCAAGUAAGCCAACAUGGACAUCAACAGGCUAAUCCGGAGAAAACUGUAGCGCGUCAUCAGCGCAACGGUGGUGUUGGUGGUGGUUACCAAGUCAAUCGCCAGACCAACUACCAACCUCAGCACUCUUAUCAACAGCAACAUCAGCAACGACAGCCCACCUCCGGCUACCAAAAUGGCUAUCAGGCUACUACCAAUGCGUGUCAGCCUACUCAUCAGACUAAUAGCAGUGCGCCUAGGUACCAAGGCAGGACCGGAUACCAGGGUAAUCGCUUCCGGCAGAACGGCUUCAAUGGUGGCCAGAGCGGACCCAAUGUGUACUCAAUGCCGCCGCCUUUUAUGAUGCCAUCCGGCGGCCACACUGACUCUGGGAUCCAAAGCCUCGUGAACAAUAAAUUCUUCCAGACAAACCGACCGCCUCCGAAUGCCGGCGCCUGCGCUUAUCAGUCGAUGGGCUAUGGUCAGUUUCAGGCUAUGCCGCCGUACGGAUACCCGUAUCCUCCCACGCCGGUGCAGCAGUGACGCCUCCCGCGCUGCAAAACCGCCGGAGUACGAGCUAAAUGAGAAGUAGGUAAGUUGGUCCCGCCUAUCGGGUACUAUUGGGUCCCUAUUGGUGUGACAGUGGGCCCAAUUUGGUUAUGGUAGACUGUCGAUAAUAAUUAACCAGUCGUAGAAUUUACGGGAAUUCUAUCUGAGAGUUCAAAUAUUCUAGAAGUGGAAUUUGUGCUUCGAUCAUUUCAAAAUUUGGUGACCCGAUUGUGGGAAUUUUUACACCUCGUCGAAAGAAAUUAAUAUUAUGUUUUCUAUUGGGAAAAAAGAAAAUUCUACUGGUGUUCUCCUCCUGAGUUUUCAAGGAGAAGUAGAAUCGUAGGAAUUUGCUUUCCGCUAGAAGUCACGAUUGAAUGCCUUGCCUCCUCAGAGGUUUCCGACAACACUAAAAUUUUAAAGAAUCGACAGUCUACUGCGUCAUAUUUAAUGUGUAAUAAUCUUGUUCUUACUUUUUUUUCGUUUAUUCUUUUUCUGGAAUUGUGCCGGUUCAUGUCUCUUUUUAAACGUUUUUUUUUCGAUAUCUUGAUUAAUUGAAUGAAUAAUUAAUCGAGCAGUCGUAUUACAGAUAGAAAAGUUUGAUUUUUGUUUGUUGCCGUCACAGUUCAGAGAUUGAUGUUUCAGAUGUAUAAAUUUAAAUUUAGAGGUUGAUCUUUAACAAUUUGAGUCUAACUUACUAUGAGUUAUUAUUUAACUAAAUUAUUACUUGAUAACUGGUUUUACGUUGUAUGCGAUUGUAUGGGAGCCUCUAAAGUAAUUGCUUCCGGUUGAAAUGUUGACUGUACAAUUGUACGGUCGAGAAAACGUAAAUGGGUUAUAUAAUUAAAAAAUAAUAAACUAUUAAAUUACAAAAAUAAUAUAUAUAAAUAAAAGCAUAUAAACAUUUUAAGGUGCUACGUACCUGAGCACUUUCCAGUCGAAUAUUUUUAAUAUAGCAUA